Messenger RNA from Tetranychus urticae (two-spotted spider mite), 2485 nucleotides. It is a transcript of the gene sky, whose product is annotated as GTPase-activating protein skywalker. The record is from RefSeq and is a predicted model, not a curated record. NCBI's taxonomy places the organism in Eukaryota, Metazoa, Arthropoda, Arachnida, Trombidiformes, Tetranychidae.
UCACAACUGUUUUUCUGUUACUUUUUUUGUUGCUCCAAUUAAAAUAAUCUUAAUUGUCAUACCGUGGUUAAUUAAAUAGAUUGAAUGAUGUUUAAACUGUUACUUAAUGUGUCAAGAUCAAGUUUGCAACUUUAAAUAAUAAAUCUCUAUCUCCAUCUUAUUUUUUUAAAUAAUUUUCUCUCUUGUUUUUCAUCUUUACUCUUUUGCUCACUGUCAGUUUUUACUGGUUCUGUCCAUUAUUUGAUUGGGUUCUGCGUUCUUCAAGCUUUCAUUCAUUUUAGGACAAAUACUUAGUGAUAUAAUAAUGUAUGUAUAUACCUACAUAAAGAGAAGAAAGUAAGAUAAUAUACAUUUUUAAAGAGGAGAAGAGAGGUAAUCUUAACCUUACAUCUUAUGUGAAAAUCACCGUGAAAUGGAACCUCUGGAAGAUUUGGUUAGAACACGUAACCAACGAAAAUUGAAAAGUCUUUGUCGAACGCGACUAACCAUUGAUUCCCCGAUCCGUCAAAAUUUGUGGCCAAUUCUAUGUAGUGCAUAUAAAGUAGGAGGAAGGAGUGGUGAGCUAGAAGCAAUAGAAGCAUCUUUACAUCCAAUUGGAACUAAUGAAUAUCUCCCUGAAGAUUGUCCUCGCAAAUUACCAUCUUUCAUUGAUCCUAAUUACUGUCGAUACUUUAAGCUGAGCCCUGAUGGACAAAGAUUAGUUGAACGUAUCUUAUGGAUUUUAGCGUGUAAGCAUAAUGAAAUUACCAUUUGCCCAUUACUAUACCCUAUUGCGGCUCUCUUCCUGCAUUAUCAUGACAUCACUCAAACAUUAACCUCACUAACUUAUUUAUUGGAAGCACCCUCAUCAGGUAUUGGUGGUAAAGAUGGACCCUAUUUACUUCCCCAAUCACGAACUCAAAUUGUACAUCAAGCCUAUGUUUUAUUAAGAUUAACCAAUAAAUUUGGUUUCCUACCGAGGCGAGGUUUCUUCACUGAACAACGAGAAAGAUUAAUCAAAGAAAAUGAAAUGGACGCCUGUUUUCUCGAUUGGCUUAAAUGGAUUUUCAUUGGUUUACCAUUUGAGCAUGUUAUCAGAAUAAUGGAUUGCUUCCUGGUUGAAGGUACCAAAUUUCUUUACCGUAUUGGUUUAACGCUCCUAUUAUUAUACAAAAAUUCCAGACCGGUUUCACCGCCCUCUCGUCUUGGUAUGGUUACCAAUAAUGCUUUCAACAAUUUCAAAUCCUCCACCAACAUUAACAAUGGUUCCUCCUCCAACUUUACAUCAACAUCUACAACCACUACAAACACUACAUUAACCUCCUCUUCAUCUUCUUCGUCACCAUUCACCUUGGACCUGAUGCUGUCUUUCUGUGAGACAAUUAAGUUAACGCCUGAUGAGCUAAUUACUGUGGCAACCCAGUUACGACGGUUAUCUCGUGCUAAAAUUGACCGAACCUACAAGGAGGCCUCCCACCGAAAUGAAAAAUUUAAAAUACGCUCGGCUCCUUCAUCACCUUAUCACCAUUUGGGUUAUCAUGACUUAACCCCGACCUCACCGAGGAAACUUGAAAUGAUUAGUCUUGAUUCAGUUAAAAUUACUGAUUGUACUCGAAUUGCACCCAGAUCUCUUAAAUCGUCUAUAUGUGAUUGGCAGUUAUUGGAUAUACUCUGGGAUUGGAUACCUGAAAGAACACUCAUCAAAGAGCCGGUCAUCAUUUUUUGUAGUGAUGUUCAUGGUAACUCACUGAGUACUUUUUACGAUAAGAAUGAGGCCGUUGAUCAAUCAAUUUUACUCAUAAAAACAUUAAACAAUGAGAUCUUCGGUGCAUUCUGUUCUACCUCAUGGUCCGAUAGACUUGGAGCUGAUAGGAAAGGUGCACAGAAACAAUAUUUCGGGACCGGGGAAACAUUCCUAUUCACUUUAAAACCAAAGGUUGCAUAUUACCCUUGGGUUGGUACCAAAGAAUAUGGUUCUGACCAAACGAAAAACAUUCCUUGUUCAUGUCAACUCUUCAUGGCUGCUAAUUCCAAAAUGAUAACCAUCGGUGCUGGUAACGGAGUUGGCCUUUGGUUGGAUGAGAAUCUCACCAAGGGUAAAACGGAACAAUGUGAUACUUUUAAUAACAAACCAUUAUGUACAAGUGGAGAUUUUGCAUGUUCAAUUGUAGAGGUUAUUGGCUUUAUUUCAUCAUGGUGAUAUUAUCCUAUUGCUAUUAUUAUUAUUGCUAUUAUAUUAUAUUAUAUUAUUUCAUUUACAUAUACAUAUAUACAUACAUAUACAUCUACAGUAGCAAAUUUACCAAAAUUUUAUUUUGCCCAUUAAAAAGAAAGCGAUUAGCCCAACUAACUUUAUUACCUGAUAGUUGUUUUCAAAAUAAUAGCUUUCAUAUUGACAACCAACGUCAAUUUUUUCUCUCUUCAUUAGUCUCUAGUCUAUUUUUAUUUCUCUCUCUCACUCUUUCUAACUUUAAACAAAAUUAAAAUGGACAAAUGUUUUGCUAUA